AUGGUCCGGUAUUGGCUGCAUCGAAGUAAAGCCAUUCAGAAGAGGAUAGAGCCCCAUAUCCAAAAGUUUUUCCCGUUUCACAAGCCAGAACUUGAUGGUGUGUCCCCUGUGGCAGCUACCUACAGUGGCAAGGUGGUGAAAGCCCCAUUUGAUCUUGCUAUUGGCAUGGUUGUACCCUUCGGACAAAGUCUGAUGGCCUCACGUGAGAACAUUGUAAAAGUCAGACUGCAUAAACUUUGCUUAAACAAGUUUCUACUCAAGGUAUUUUUCUGUACUCUAACCCUGUAGUAUUAUUAUCAAUCGAAAACUUACUGGACCCAUACCCAGGACAUCAAAGUUGACAUUGGUGACAUUGUCCUCGUUGAAAAGUGUGAUCCGCCCAUUGCCUUCAAUACUGUGUACAAACUCAAGAGGGUCGUUUAUCCGGUAGGAAACAUCACUGACCCUGUCACAGGAUUAAAGUGCGAGGGACCGGAGUACUCCAUCGAAGUAAUGCAAGAAUGGCUGAAAAAUUAUAAAAAGACGGUGGAGCCUGCGCAAUCGGAAUGA
Spirometra erinaceieuropaei is the source of this 549-nucleotide messenger RNA. The record is from the annotation of a GenBank genome assembly. NCBI's taxonomy places the organism in Eukaryota, Metazoa, Platyhelminthes, Cestoda, Diphyllobothriidea, Diphyllobothriidae.